This is a messenger RNA of Pecten maximus, 1357 nucleotides long. RefSeq lists its product as uncharacterized. The record is from RefSeq and is a predicted model, not a curated record. Lineage: Eukaryota; Metazoa; Mollusca; Bivalvia; Pectinida; Pectinidae. The transcript is spliced from 5 exons. The coding region runs from base 456 to 1139 and encodes 227 amino acids.
CGUAGAAUUACUAAUGCUGUACACAGCUUGGUGUUUCAGACAAGUUGACUAUCGAUUGAAGUUUCAGACAAGUUGACUAUCGAUUGAAUGACGUAGAAUUACCAAUGCUGUACCCAGGGUAUUCGUCGAUCUUAUAAAACAUAAUUAAAAUUAAAACUAAUAACACUAUACAUUGGUCCGUAUGUUCAGUUUAUUUUAAUUUACCGUAGACUAUACUUUAAAGAAUAUAUAGUAAAGUAAACAUAUGUGAAUAACGUCCUCACUGACCUUUGCCGAUGGGGGCCGUACAAACCAGUAGAGAAAUGGUUUGGGCGGUGUCGUAUUCACGGGUGUGUAUUUAAUGGACAUAGUUAACACGGGUUGUGUCAGUCUCGUUUCAGGAUCCGGAGGUGGCGUACGGUAUCCAGAUUCUACCUACGAUCUCUGAACAUAGUCUUACUUAGAGGAAUUCUACAAUGUCGGAUACAGCAAUAUCGUAUUUUCUGGAUAUCAAAAUCGAUGAAGCAUGUUUAACUAAAUGCAAGGGGAAAACAUUGAAACAGAUCUUAAGCUCUGUGAACAUGAUUCUCUCACAAAAAGCCGGGGACCAGAAGGGCGGCAAACCAGCAAGUGUAUGUAAGACGAUUCAUAAAUUCAAGGUGACUGGUGAGCCCCGGAUUGUUACAGUUGUUAACAUAUCAGGAGGCGAAGCUAUGUUGGAGAAGCUCCUCUCGGACCUUGUAAACAUUGGUAUAACAUGUGUGACCUGUACACCCCUCAUACCCUAUGAGGUAUUCGUUCAGACAGUGCUGGGGGUCGAUCCUGACCUCUGUAAGCCCUCGCCACAUAAACUCACCAAGAAAUACAUUAGCUGGAAUGAGCUGACUAUUGGUUACCAGGGAAUGACAUCAGAAGAAUUCAAAAAGCUUUGGAUGAAAGAGGCAAGCACAGUCCUCGGUUUAAGGAGAGAUAACGACGUGAAUGUUGAUAUCUUUAAAAUCAAGAAUUGUGGAAAGGUGAUGGUUUUUCUCAGUGUUGACAACCCUGACGACACCGACGGUAUGUUCGACGGGCUGCCAUUGUUUGUACAUAAUGGCCAUAACGUCAGCAAUGUCAGUAGAUCCGUACAACCUCUCGACGGAUACUGUAAAAUGUCCUGAUGGAGCGACAGGCCCGUCACCAAACUACUAACACGUGUGUUAGUGAGGAUUCACGAUAUUAGUUUGCUCAACGAACUCUUGAAGAGAUUGCAAUAAAGUUCGCAUGUUACGUGUGAAGUAUAUCAUAUUGUGUUAAGGUGGAUAAACUAUUUUGUAUUGGCAUAAAAAAAACAACAACACAAAAAACAAAAAUCUAAUAAAUCAUAUUCCUACUGAAU